This is a messenger RNA of Anthostomella pinea, 663 nucleotides long. Lineage: Eukaryota; Fungi; Ascomycota; Sordariomycetes; Xylariales; Xylariaceae. The record is from the annotation of a GenBank genome assembly.
AUGGCGGCCGUCAAGUCGUUUGCUGCAAUCGCGGCUCUUGGCCUCAUUCACUUGGCACAAGCUUGGUACAACGACCUCCCCAACUGUCUCUCGCCGUUCGACCCGUUCGUCUACUCUGGGUGUUACGACAAUGGCCAGCCGGGUCAACCACAGGCACUCAGCCUUCGCACCGACGAGGACCAGCAGAACAUGACGGUCGAGGACUGUGUCUCUGCUUGCAAGGGUAACGGUUAUCGCUUGGCAGGUCUGGGCUACUAUGGCGUCUGCUACUGUGGCCAGACGGUCUCGACUGCGCUGCUUGACGAGUCUGAAUGUUCUUUCCCCUGCACUGGCAAUAGCUCGCAGACGUGUGGAGGUGAUACUCAGGUCAACAUCUACAUGGACCCAACCUUCCCCACAAUCGCAGAGCCGUCCAUCGGAGAAUAUGCCCCAGUUGGCUGUUGGACCGAUGACUCUCCAAAUGGCAAGGCGCUCUUCUACCGGCAGGAAAGUCUCGACUCUUCCACUAUGACCACUGAGACGUGCCUGUCUUCUUGCUUGGCGGGAGGCUUCCCUUUCGCUGGCACCGAGGUCAGUAUUCCGAGUCCUUCUACGUUCCCCGUCCCUCCGUUCCAAGCAAAGGCGAUGGCCCGGUAUGAUCAAGAUAGUAUCACGACAUCUUGA